This is a messenger RNA of Lathyrus oleraceus (garden pea), 1358 nucleotides long. RefSeq lists its product as uncharacterized. NCBI's taxonomy places the organism in Eukaryota, Viridiplantae, Streptophyta, Magnoliopsida, Fabales, Fabaceae. The coding region runs from base 1 to 1146 and encodes 381 amino acids. The record is from RefSeq and is a predicted model, not a curated record. Gene Ontology annotation, molecular function: zinc ion binding; nucleic acid binding. The transcript is spliced from 5 exons.
AUGAGGAUGAAGAAAAAGAACAAGGGAAUGAGUUCUAACGCUUCUACAAAUGGUGUGGAGACUCGUGCUAGAUCAUCAAGUGAAACAUAUGUGUUUGGGAAGACAUUUGUGACUAAGAUGAAGUCCGUGAAGAAGAGACAAGUUCAAACUCAUGAAUCUGACUCAGAGGCUGAUGAAUACUGGCAAAAUCAUGAUAUUGUGUAUGUGUGUAACUACCUAAUAAUUAUGAAUUAUGCUCUGAGUUGUUUUGCCAAUAUUUUCCAAGGGGAGAUUGUUGGUCCUUUUUGGAUUGACUGUAUUAUGCAAAACAACAUGGAGUUUGCUCAAGCUGAUUAUAAUGCAGAACAAACACAUGUUGAACAAGAUGUUUUAACAUGUGGGUUGCAACAUAUGUUCUCUUGGAAACAGACAGCUGUUGGGAAUGCUGAGAUUACUUGGGCUGUGUUCCGAGAGAGAUUCCUGAGGAAGUACUUUCCAGAGGAUGUCAGAGGAAAGAAAGAGAUAGAGUUCUUGGAAUUGAAGCAGGGCAAUCGGUCGGUUACUGAAUAUGCUGCUAAGUUCACAGAGCUGUCGAAGUAUUACACUCCCUAUAACGAGGCUACUGGGGAUUUUUCGAAAUGUGUGAAGUUUGAGAACGGGUUGCGUCCCGAGAUCAAGCAGGCUAUUGGAUAUCAGCGGAUCAGAGUGUUUUCUGACUUGGUUGACUGUUGCAGGAUUUUUGAACAGGAUUCCAAAGCCAGAGCAGAGAGCUAUCAGCAAAGGGUUGAUAGGAAAGGCAAGAAUCAGAAUGAUCGUGGAAAACCGUAUGCAGCUGGCAAAGGUUUUCAGAGACAGAGUGGGAUGAAGAGGCCUAGUGGGGGAGACUCCAGUGCCCCUGCUAAGUGUUACAGAUGUGGUCAGGCUGGGCAUCGUAUCCAUGAAUGUACCAGUAAUGAGAAGAAGUGUUUCAAGUGUGGAAAAGGUGGUCAUUUGGCUGCAGACUGCCGGUUGAAGACUGUGACUUGUUUCAACUGUGGAGAGUUGGGUCAUAUUAGUCCACAGUGUCCUAAGCCGAAGAAGGAGAACCAGUCGGGAGGCAAGGUCUUUGCUUUAUCGGGUUCUGAGACUUCUGCAGAUGAUCGUUUGAUCCGAGGUAACGAGCAGUGAUUGAGUAGGAGCUAGUACUUGGAGUCUAGAGUAGUUCAUUAGGGGGUCAUGCUCUGAUAGAUGUAACAUCGGGAAGGGAUGUUUUGAAUGUUUUACUGUUGGUUAUGAACCAUUUUACAUGUAAUGUGUUACAUGUUUUGAUUGAUUUGAUUUAUAUCCGCUGCGAUUUAUGCGAAUGUUUAUUUGAUUAAAUAAAGAGCAUGACUGUUAUU